AAAUUUCAAGAGAUGAUUUGAAUACUUUUUGUUCAUGUAAUAGUUUGCUGUGUAAAGCACUUGCCUAAAAAGCAAGUAGAAACACUAAAUAUUCAAUGUAUGAACACAAUUGCCUGUAAAUGGUUUGGUGUAAAAACGAACCAUGAUGCCUACAGUUCAGGGACUGUGAUUAUUGCUACCGUGACUAGCUGGGCAGCACGUUCUCUUGAGCUUGGACAAGCUGGAAUCGGAAUGCGAGAGUUCAGGGUGAUUGUUACUUUUGGGAAUAAUUGAGUCUGUUUUAGUUCGGCUGCACCUGUAGCGCCUCUCUGAGGUGAAACGGAGAGAAGCCAGGGUGGGAGCUGUCUUUAGUGAUGAUUAUGAGCCCAGUAAGCCAUAACCUUACAGGUAAAAAUGUGCAUCAGACCAACAGUCCUCUGAGCUGUUGUUAUGACUCUGGAGCCCAGCAUUGUCUGCAGCAGAGCAGCUGCCUACCACACUGUGAUGCAGGCUGUCAGCAGGCUCUCCAUGGAUAGAAGGUUGGAGUUUAGGUUGUAUUUCUUGAGGAAGUAAUCUUCCUGAAUAUCAGACCGGCGGAGGUCAGUUUUCUCUUCGGUACAGCACAGACUGGCAGAAAUUCGCUGAAGAUGGAAUUGUUAGCAGAUGUCUCUCUACUUCCAGGAGAAGAUCGAAUUACAGAUCAGGAGAUCAUCUACAUGUGUCCAUUCAAUGGAGCUGUUAAAGGGAAAGUGUUGAUUACCAACUACAGACUGUCCUUCAAAAGCUCAGAUGCUGACGUGCCGCUGGCCCUGGACGUUCCUCUGGGUGUCAUAAGUCGAGUGGAGAAGAUGGGUGGAGCUUCGAGCCGCGGAGAAAACUCAUAUGGAUUGGAUAUCACAUGCAAGGACAUGAGGAAUCUGAGAUUCGCUCUGAAGCAGGAAGGCCACAGCAGGAGAGGGAUCUUUGAGAUGCUCUUCAGAUAUGCCUUUCCUGUUUCACAUAGUUUGCCUCUUUUUGCUUAUGUGAAUCAGGAAAAGUACACUGAGAAUGGCUGGCUCGUCUAUAAAGCUAUGGAGGAGUUUAGGCGUCAGGGCUUACCAAACAACAAAUGGCGUAUUACAUUCAUCAAUAAGAGUUAUGAUCUGUGUGACACGUACCCGACCGUCCUUGCAGUCCCUUUCAAAAGUAAAGAAGAUGACCUUAGAAAAGUGGCUGCCUUCCGGUCAAGAGGACGCAUACCGGUUCUGUCAUGGAUCCACCGGGAAAAUCAGGCAGUGAUUGUUCGCUGCAGCCAGCCCCUCGUUGGAAUGUCUGGUAAAAGAAAUAAAGACGACGAGCGGUACCUGGACCUCAUCAGAGAGGGAAACGACACCACAAAAAAACUCACCAUUUACGACGCCCGGCCCAACGUCAACGCGGUCGCAAACAAGGCCACUGGAGGGGGCUAUGAAGGGGACGAGUACCUAAAUGCUGAGCUAGUCUUUCUGGACAUCCAGAAUAUUCACGUUAUGAGGGAGUCCCUUAAGAAACUCAAAGAUAUUGUCUACCCAAAUGUGGAGGAAUCCCACUGGCUGUCCAGUCUAGAGUCCACACACUGGCUAGAACAUAUUAAGCUGGUGUUGUCGGGAGCCAUCCAAGUGGCCGACAAGGUUUCCAGUGGGAAUUCGGUUCUGGUUCAUUGUAGUGACGGAUGGGACCGGACGGCACAGCUUACCUCACUGGCCAUGCUGAUGCUAGACAGCCACUAUCGCACGCUAAGGGGCUUCCAGGUCCUGAUUGAAAAGGAAUGGAUCAGCUUUGGUCACAAAUUUGCAUCGCGGAUUGGCCACGGUGACAAAAACCACGCAGACCAGGACAGAUCGCCAAUAUUUGUUCAGUUCAUUGAUUGUGUAUGGCAGAUGACCAAACAGUUUCCUACAGCCUUUGAGUUCAAUGAGCAUCUCCUGCUCACAAUCUUGGAUCAUCUCUACAGCUGUCGCUUUGGGACUUUCCUCUACAACUGUGAGAGUAUACGAGACCAGCAGGAGCUGCGAUCGAAGACGGUGUCUCUGUGGUCUCUGGUCAACAGCAAGAUGGAUAUUUAUUUGAACCCAUUCUACACCCCAGAGUCUGGACAGGUUCUAUACCCCGUGGCAAGCAUGCGCCACCUAGAGCUGUGGGUGACCUACUACAUCCGUUGGAACCCGCGUAUACGACACCAGCAGCAGAGUCCAGUGGAGCAGCGCUACAAGGAGCUUUUGGCCCUCAGAGAAGAAUACUUAAAGAAACUGGAGCAGCUUCAGUUAUCCGAUUCUUCCUCUCCCUAUCAGCUGGCUAACAGCACCACGCCAAACACCACCUCAUCUACAGCCUCCACACCUUCACAGCAGUACACACACCUACAGACUCCGUUUUAAAGCUCUUCCUUCACAGACGAGAGGCAGAACCUCUUUUGGAUUGCACUGUUCAUGUCCUCUUAUUUGAAGUCUUCUUUCUUUUUGUUCUAACUCACACACACUGCACAGGGAGAGGCUUGGUUUGGUUUUGGAAAAACUAUCUCUUUCAUUUGUACCUAAUAGAAAAGUUGACAAAUUGGUGAAUUAUGCAAUAUCUCUCUGAACAUUUUAAACACAGCAAAGCUUUGAAGAAUUUCAAAGUUGAAGGGCUCCAGAGGACAGGAUGCACACACAGCCACUGCAGGUCGUGUUUUCUAUAGUUUCUUAUUUAAUAUAAACCGUCAUUUAACAUUAUUGAGUUCAUCAGAAGUUUGAAUAAUAUAUUAACUAGGUGAGACUAAGGUUUUUUUUUUUUGGUUUUUUUUUUAAAGAGGACAAGAGAACAGACAAUUUAGGAAAACGACUAUUUGGUACCUUAAGUGUUCUCAGGCCAGUUACCAACAAAGAAAAGUCAAACUCAGCCUGUCCAGAAAAAUCACCUUCACCUCUACACGUUCUCCACCUCAGGCCGCCGAAUGCAGGAUCAGAAAUCACUGCGACGCUAAGACGCCCAAUCACCUGGCAGUUAUUUGCGUCAACUGAUUGAUGUGCUUCAUCUGUAGGGAUGUUUGAGUUUCCAUUCGGUGAGUCAGAUGAGGUUUGUAUGGACGGCUGCCGACGGCUGCACAAGUGAUGAGUUUUGUUUUAGACUGGAGAUGGCUUUAACAGGCUCACUGUAGGACUUGAGGUCGUGAUCGCAGUCAAAUAUGCUUCGGAAAGUUAUUUUUUUUAUUGAAAUUGCAAAAAGAGAAAGUUGUAUGCAGAUUUCUGUAAAAUUAACUGAAUAUAUCUUUUCAAUAAGAGUAACAUUACCAAAAUGUGGAAGAAUUGUGCUGUAAAGACUUCAGGCGCUGCAUCUAUCCCUGCUUUGAUCCUACAGAGAAAUGCAUUAAAGCAGCUUCAUCUGCAAAUGUUUAUUUGAAGACGGAUGAAAACUUGAUUUAUUAUGGAUUUAAACUCAGCUAUUCCUAUGAGGUCGUCACUGUCAGGAAGGUUUUGCGUUUCUUAACCGAUGUUACCGAUGUUGAUCAGAGACGAGCUGCCCUCUGUAAUAACUCUCUCCUCUCUGUAAUAACUGAUAACAUUUCAGUGGAACUCACUACCAUGUUGGAUUAACAGGUGCAGGAAAUUAUGUAUUUACAGUUAAUACCUACAACCAGUAAGCCAACAAAGUAACUAUAAAUGAGUUCAAAUCUGAAACAUGAGUUUCUAAACAACGAAUCAUUUUGACCAGUAGUAUUGUUGAAUAAAAAUGAUGAUAAUAAACCAAGUGAAACCACACUUGGAAUAAUAAACACUACCCCACAA
Molecule: messenger RNA, 3761 nt
Organism: Poeciliopsis prolifica (blackstripe livebearer)
Lineage: Eukaryota; Metazoa; Chordata; Actinopteri; Cyprinodontiformes; Poeciliidae
Gene: mtm1
Product: myotubularin 1
Exons: 15
Coding region: 627-2375 (582 amino acids)
Biological process (GO): negative regulation of autophagosome assembly; dephosphorylation; muscle cell cellular homeostasis
Cellular component (GO): plasma membrane
Molecular function (GO): phosphatidylinositol-3,5-bisphosphate 3-phosphatase activity
Source: RefSeq, a predicted model, not a curated record